This is a messenger RNA of Canis lupus familiaris (dog), 1669 nucleotides long. RefSeq names its product non-histone chromosomal protein HMG-17-like. NCBI's taxonomy places the organism in Eukaryota, Metazoa, Chordata, Mammalia, Carnivora, Canidae. The transcript has a single exon. Gene Ontology annotation, molecular function: nucleosomal DNA binding. Gene Ontology annotation, cellular component: nucleus; chromatin. Bases 63 to 443 code for a protein of 126 amino acids. Gene Ontology annotation, biological process: chromatin organization. The record is from RefSeq and is a predicted model, not a curated record.
CACAAUAUUCCAGCUGGAACUUCAGAGUGAAUUUGGAAAGGGCCACUUUCUUUAAUAAAAAGAUGGGGUACAGUGUGAAGAAGAAGAGGCUAGAACGACCCCCGGACCAGCCAAAGCCCGUGCCACUGAGUCCCCGCGUCCAGCGCUUGCGUCCUGCCGCCGUCACCACCAUGCCCAAGAGAAAGGCUGAAGGGGAUGCUAAAAGAGAUCAAGCCAAGGUGAAGGAUGAGCCACAGAGAAGAUCUGCAAGGUUAUCUGCUAAACCUGCUCCUCCAAAGCCAGAGCCCAAGCCUAAAAAGGCCCCUGAAAGGAAGGGAGAGAAGGUACCCAAAGGGCAAAAGAUGAAAGCUGAUGCUGGCAAGGAUGGAAAUAACCCUGCAGGAAACGGAGAUGCCAAAACAGACCAGGCACAGAAAGCUGAAGGUGCUGGAGAUGCCAAGUGAAGUGUGUGCAUUUUUUGAUAACUGUCUACUUCUGGUGCCUGUACAGUUUGAAAUAUUAUUUUUUAUCAAGUUUUAUAAAAAUGCAGAAUUUUGUUUUACUUUUUUUUAAAAGCUAUGUUGUUAGCACACAGAACAUUUCAUUGUUGUUUUGGGGGAAGGGCAUAUGUCACUAAUAGAAUAUCUCCGAAGCUAGAUUGAUAACAAGGGGAAAAACACCUUUCCCUUCUAGUUUUGAGAAACUUCCUCUGGACUCCCAGGAGGAGGGAUUCUUUGAUGUUGGCAUACAUGAGCCACCUUGGUGGUGUGGAAAGACUAAAAUUCAUUUUUUUAUGUCCUCUUCUCUCUCUCUGCCUUCAACAUAGACUUGAUUCUCUUAAACCCAGAGACCUGUUGGAACCUGACCCCAAGAAAUGGUUCCCAGUAUGUUAUGCAAUCCGGACUUUACAUUGUCACCACUGAGAUGGCGUCCCUCAAGAGUUCCUUUUUUUUUUUAGCUUGUAGAUCUUCAGAUUGAUAAUUCUACCAUUUUCAUUUCAUUUCCUGAAAGUCAGGGUCGGCUUGUGAAAAGUUGUUAAACAACAUGCUAAAUGUGAACUGUCAACCCUCACUCUAAACUUUCCCUGUUCAGAGCAUCACAUGAAGAAUUCAUUGGGUUUUAUAGUGGCUUUCUGAUUUUGGUAGUCCAUUGAAGAAGGGGCUUUAAAAGUUGUUGUAUGCUGUUAACAAUCGUCCGCCCAUGUCCUUCCUGAAAUACCAUGAUUAUGAAAAGUAUCUUUAAUAAAGCUGGAUACAGUUUGGCUUGGAAAACAAACAAACAAACAAACAAAUGGGAAAACAGAGUGGUUGUUCAACCAGUGGGUAGAAACUCACUUUCUCCAACUUUAAGGAGAAAAUCAUUAUAGACUAGACCUAUUUUGGACAAAGGACAUUUCGAUGAGUAGAUAAGAAGGGAAUCUCUGUAAAUGCUAGAGGAAUCUCUAAAUGCUAAACUGAACUGUUCUUCAUUUUGUCUCGGUUGGAAGUAUUUAUUUGCCCACCCAAAAAGCUUCCCAAAAUAUAGCUUAUUGAGGUUAUUAAAAAAGAUAAAUAUUUAGAAGGACACAACAUACUCAACAUAUUUUUAGAAAAUGUUGAUAUUAGCAACAGCAGUUAGUUGUUUAUUUUAUACAAUUUUGAAACAAAGACCAAUCGAGAUAAAUCCUACAAGUUCUCACUAAUAUACUGAU